Molecule: messenger RNA, 2067 nt
Organism: Fomitopsis serialis
Lineage: Eukaryota; Fungi; Basidiomycota; Agaricomycetes; Polyporales; Fomitopsidaceae
Product: histidine phosphatase superfamily
Exons: 9
Coding region: 467-1831 (454 amino acids)
Biological process (GO): dephosphorylation
Molecular function (GO): phosphatase activity
Source: RefSeq, a predicted model, not a curated record
GGAUCGUCCUCACCACCACAUGCUCGGGCUGCCAGCUGUGCCCCUGCCUUCUUACUCUCGAACUCAAUCUACUUUCCCAGAAUGUCAAUCUUGCCCCUGUGCACCCGAAUUAGAUCUAUGGUCCUACCGCAUUGCAGCAAUCGGCCCUCCGUGCGGUUGUCAAUCUUUCGGAGGAAGCCAGUCGGAAGGAGAGCGGCUGAGUUCAUGCGACGAAAAGGCCUCAGGCUAACCGGUUGGGGCCGAAAAUACACAGGCUUGUCUAGAACCAUGUUCAGGGUGUUGAAUCGCGAGUCCGUCGGCCCGCCGGAGCCUGUGUCUCGAAUGUAUUUGAGGACCGAGCUAUCUUAUCCAGCUGAUCUGCAGCUUGCCUCCGUUCCCCGAGGCAGUCAGCAGCGCUCGCACACUAGCACCAUGGCAAGUAGUAGCAGCGCGGACGAUGUGAUUGGGGUCGUCAUCAUGGCCAGACAUGGUGAUCGAAGGGGCUACUACCAAUCCCCCGACACCUAACCGCUUCGGACACGACCAUUACGCCGUUGGGGAGCAAGAGGAAUGGCAGCUCGGUGCUCUGCUCCGGUCGAUGUAUUUGAACGAGUCGUCCUCGUCGUACAUUCAGGGCAUCGCACCAGCCACCUCCGCGUUCAAUCUGAGCCAGGUGCAAGUCUAUGCGGACAACAGCGGAGAAGGCUCUGUCAUCAUGGAUAGCGCCGCCGCGCUGGUCCAAGGACUUUGGCAGGCCACGGAUCUGCAAAACACGACCCUCGCUAACGGCUCGACGAUCAUCAGUCCUCUCGGGGGCUACCAAUACGUGCCUAUUAACUCAGUGAAUCCAGACGGGGACAUAACCUUGGACGGAACGACGGACUGUACCGCAUUCAACACGCACACAACGACGGUCUACAACUCCUCUAUUUUCCAAGCGAAGACAGACCAAGCCUCUGAAUUCUUCUCUGAGUUGUCGCCAUAUGUCGGAGGUCGGUCUCUAAAGCUUAGUAACAUGUGGAACAUCUAUGACUACAUGAACGUCCAGUCCAUCCACAACGCGACAUUCGCGGCCUCCCUGCCAACGGGAUUUCUUGCCCACGCGCGUGACCUUGUCGACUGGCAACAAUACCAGGUAUUCACGGACCCGACCUUCGACGGCAUCGGUAACAUGGCGUUCCGCACAAUGCUCCCGGGCAUCCUGGACUCAUUCGAGCAGUUCCAAAACGCGUCGACAGGCUUGAAGCUGAGCUACUACGCCAUUUCGUACAAGCCCUUCCUUGGCCUCUUCAACAUGACCGGCAUCGUCAACGACGGCCAAGCCCCGCAGGCGAUUGUCGACUAUGCUGGCACGACGGUCUUCGAGCUUCGCCAGCCGUCAAACAGCUCCGAGCCUACCGUACGCCUGAUGUUCAAGAACGGGACGUCCGCUACGGAGUACUCCCCCAUGACGAUGAAUUUUGCGGGCUGGGACGGCGCACAGAGCGGCACGGACGUCCCGCUGUCGACAUUCAUGAGCGCAUUCGCGCCCGCGGCUGUGAACAACACGCUCGAGUGGUGCCAGGUCUGCGGAACAACGGACGAGCGUGGGUGCGCGGUCGCACUGGCAGCGGCUGCGGACACGGCGGGCUCGGGCGGACAUGAGAGGAUUAGCAGGGUGGGAGCGGGCUUCUUGGGCGCUGGACUGACGGCGGCGGUGUUCUUGAUGGCGCUGGGCGUACUGGUCUUCCUCGGUGUUUUGACUCUCGGUGGGAGGAGAUGGAGCAGGAGGAUCUCAUCGUCUAAGGAGAAGAUCAGGGGUACUGGUGACGUCGAGCUUCACUCGGAGUCGAACUCUAUGUCCAAGGCCUAAUGGAGACUCAAAACGACUCUUGUGAUGUGACAGUGCUAGUCUGACGUUUUGAGGACGUCCACGUUGCUUUGUAUUUGUAAAGUGUCCGACGUGUAUCCCGACGACUGCAGCCUGUCACACCGCGAAGGAAACCACAGGUUACGAUUGCGUGACGAUGUGGAAUAUUGUGUCAGUUAACCUGUUGGGUUCAAUCGUUCAAUAUCGAUAUGCCAGAAAGCAAGGACGUGUCAAAGACG